AUGGCUUCUACCACCAUCGUUGACAAUCAAGCUCUUCGACGCUUCCGGUCAGCGGCGAGGAUGCUCUUCCUGGCUUACGCCACUAAACAGCAUUUCGAUGGUCAUCAUGACUGUGCUCAUGAACUCGUAUUGGAUACGUUUUUACAAAUGUGCAAAGAGAGAGGCGAUGGACAUCGGAUGUUUUUUCGAAGCCUUGGAUUCGAUUUCGAACGCGUUCACGAGACCGCCUCACCAGUGUAG
Molecule: messenger RNA, 240 nt
Organism: Perkinsus marinus ATCC 50983
Lineage: Eukaryota; Perkinsozoa; Perkinsida; Perkinsidae
Exons: 4
Coding region: 1-240 (79 amino acids)
Source: RefSeq, a predicted model, not a curated record